This is a messenger RNA of Clupea harengus (Atlantic herring), 4672 nucleotides long. RefSeq names its product proprotein convertase subtilisin/kexin type 5b (gene pcsk5b). Gene Ontology annotation, biological process: peptide hormone processing. The record is from RefSeq and is a predicted model, not a curated record. Lineage: Eukaryota; Metazoa; Chordata; Actinopteri; Clupeiformes; Clupeidae. Gene Ontology annotation, molecular function: protein binding; serine-type endopeptidase activity. Gene Ontology annotation, cellular component: Golgi membrane; trans-Golgi network.
UUAAUUGUUUACGAGUGGACAUUCCCUGGGUCGCGUGUGUCUGUUUCCAUCAGGACUACUCAAUUUCAAUGCAAGCAUAGAUUAACUCGCGGGGGAAAAGCUUUGAGGAACCUUGUGUAGGCCUAACGUUUGAGUUUCUGAACCUGUGAAGACGAUCGGUUGCGUUUGUUUUCCACAUGCAUCAAAGCCUAAUCGCCUGAUAUUCGUCUGUUCUCUGAACUUCGAGGUAGAUAAAUCAGCGUGUGUCUUUAAGACCCAGCGGAGUCGCGAGCCGCCCUUGGGUUGGCUACCAGGCUCUCCGGACUGGAGCCGCUUAUUUGGGGGAGGCGCUGUAGCCAUUUCACCACUUAAAGCAAAGGGAGACGGAGUAGCAGCCCCGUUCCUGAGAAACACUUUAACUUGAGCCGUACAAACACACUUCCCCCCCUCCGGCGCGACGGAGCACGGUCGCAAGAGCAACGCCAACUUCCAGACCUCCAUCAGCAGCGCGCUGAACAACGCAGGUCCAGCGCUUCAGGGCUCGUAUCGUGUUCACAUCUCGUGCCCGUAUCUCGUAGCGUAUGUGGAGGUCAAACGGACGGUUCUAUGAGAAUCCCUACGCGAGACGAGACCAAGUUUGGUUGUUAGCUUAACGGGAGGCGAGAGAAGCGCGCGGGAAGGAACAGAAGGGAAGAUGGUUUGGAACGGUGCCGCGAGAGGCUGCUUGCUUUGCGUCCUCCCGUUGUGGCUCGGCUUUACGUCUCCCCCUUGUGAAGCUCGGAUUUACACCAACCAUUGGGCAGUGCUGAUAGAGGGGGGACCAGACUUCGCCGAGCGGAUAGCCAGCAAAUACGGCUAUAAGAACCUUGGUCAGAUCGGUGACCUGAAAGACUACUACCACUUCUUCCACAGCCGCACGAUAAAGAGAUCCACCCUCUCCAGCCUCGGCCAACACAGCUUCAUAUCUAUGGAGCCUAAGGUGAGCUGGGUCGAGCAGCAGGUGGUACGGAGGCGGGUCAAGAGGGAUUACAAGGCAGUGCCCCCUCCCCCCAGCCAGUCCUCCAUCUUCUUUAACGAUGCCAAAUGGAACAGUAUGUGGUAUAUUCACUGUAAUGGGGACCUCCAUAACUGCCAGUCUGACAUGAAUGUGGUGGGGGCUUGGAGGAGGGGCUACACUGGGAAGGAUGUGGUGGUCACCAUACUGGACGACGGCAUAGAGAGGAACCACCCUGACCUCAUCCAGAACUAUGACAGCCAGGCCAGCUACGACGUCAAUGGCAAUGAUAUGGACCCUAUGCCCCGAUAUGAUGCCAGUAAUGAGAACAAGCAUGGGACACGGUGUGCAGGUGAAGUGGCAGCAUCGGCAAACAACUCCCACUGCACUGUGGGAAUCGCCUAUAACGCGCGUAUUGGAGGUGUGCGGAUGCUUGAUGGCGAUGUGACUGAUAUGGUGGAGGCCAAGUCGCUCUCUCUGCACCCGCAGCACAUAGACAUCUACAGCGCCUCCUGGGGACCCGACGACGACGGCAAGACUGUAGACGGCCCCGCCGCGCUCGCCAAACAGGCCUUCGAGAACGGCAUCCGCCUGGGCAGGAAGGGCCGUGGCUCCAUCUUCGUGUGGGCCUCGGGCAACGGCGGGCGCAGCAGGGACCACUGCUCCUGCGACGGCUACACCAACUCCAUCUACACCAUCAGCAUCAGCAGCACGGCCGAGAGCGGACGCAAGCCCUGGUACCUGGAGGAGUGUGCCUCCACCCUCACCACCACCUACAGCAGCGGAGAGAACUACGACCGCAAAAUAAUCACUACUGACCUGAGGCAGCGCUGUACUGAUAAUCACACAGGCACCUCAGCCUCAGCACCCAUGGCUGCCGGGAUCAUCGCACUCGCCUUGGAGGCAAAUUCUCUGCUCACCUGGCGGGAUGUUCAGCACAUCGUAGUGAAAACAUCUCGCGCCGGUCAUCUGAGUGCGCCUGACUGGAAGACUAAUGCAGCUGGAUACAACGUCAGUCACCUGUACGGCUUUGGGCUGAUGGAUGCGGAGGCGAUGGUGCGGGAGGCGGAGAGGUGGAAGCAGGUCCCCAUGCAGCACGUCUGCCUGGAGAGCGCCGACCGCCAGAUCAGGACGAUUCGUCCGGAGCACGUGGUGCGCUCGGUGUACAAGGCCACAGGCUGUGCCGAGAGUCCCCAUCACCACGUCAUCUACCUGGAGCACGUGGUCGUCCGCAUCACCAUCACACACCCCCGCAGAGGGGACCUGUCAAUCAACCUCACCUCACCCUCAGGGACCAAAUCACAGCUGCUCGCCAACAGGCUGUUUGACCAUUCCAUGGAGGGCUUCAAGAACUGGGAGUUCAUGACCACACACUGUUGGGGGGAGAAGGCAGCAGGAGACUGGAUCCUGGAGAUCACUGACUCACCCUCACAGCUCCGCAGCCAGAAGGCACCAGGUAAGCUGAAGGAGUGGUCCCUGGUGCUGUAUGGCACCUCUAUGCACCCGUACUCCGGGCGCAGCGAGAAGCCCCGCUCCGUCUCCUCCGUCUCCUCCGUCUCCGCCGUGGAGCAGCCCGCCGACGAGGAGAUCCACGAGGAGUACAUCGGUCCCUGUGACCCAGAGUGUGCCAACGAGGGUGGCUGUGAAGGCCCUGGUCCCCAGCAGUGUAUUAACUGCCUGCACUACUUCCUCAAGUUCAAGAACAACACCAGGAUGUGUGUGUCUGACUGCCCGUCGGGCUUCUUCCGUGACGACCGGCGGCGCUGCAAGAAGUGCUCCGCCCUGUGUGAGUCGUGCCUGGGCAGCCGCAGCGACCAGUGCUCCACCUGCAGACCAGGCUUCUACCUGAAGGAGGGCGCCAACACCUGCGUGACCUCCUGUCCUGAUGGCUUUUACCUGGACCUGCAUUCAAACAUGUGCCGGAAAUGUCAAGACAACUGCAAGAAGUGCACUGCUGCAAGCAUCUGUACUGAGUGCAAGCCUGGUCUUAGUCUGCAGGACACCCGCUGUCAGCUGGCAUGUGAUCCGGGCACCUACUAUAACGGGCACAGACGGGCAUGCGAGCCAUGCCACUCCGCUUGUGCCACGUGUGCUGGUACAGGAAUGGAGGCGUGUCACGAGUGUGCGGAGGGCUACUACUUUGAGGACUGGAAGUGUGUGUCCAGCUGCAGCGUGGGAUACUACAUGUCGGAGCAGAAGGCCGAGAACGGAAACAUCCAAAAAUCUUGCAGCAAGUGUGAUCCCACGUGUUACUCCUGUACUGGGUCAGGAGAGCGGAACUGUAGCGCCUGUGUGAAUGGCUACAACCUGGAGGACGGCGUGUGUGUGGUCAGCACUAUCUGCAAAGAUGCAAAUGAAGAGUCGUGGGCUGAGGGCAGCUUCUGUGUUCUCGUGAAAAAGAACAAUCUGUGCCAGCGGAAGGUUCUGCAGCAGCUGUGCUGUAGAACGUGUUCCUUAAAGGGCUGAGGGGGGUGGAGGGGAGGGGAGGGGAAGGGAAGGAGGGGGGCGAUGACACCCCCGUCCCAUGCCCAACCCGCCCGCCCGCCCGCCCGCCCGCCCACGCCAAGCACGGGACUGCGUCUCCACAGGCGACGCCACGGCAACAACACACCUACCUUCUGUAGCGGAGCAUCAGCACUGCCUGAAUAAAAGUGAACCACGUGUCAGUAUUUAUGACCAAAGCACAGAUGCCAAAUCACCUGUCUGCUCUGUCCUGUCCCAGGAGUCCACUGUCUGUGUGUGUGUGUGUGUGUGUGUGUGUCUGUGUGUGUGUGUCUGUGUGUGUGUGUCUGUGUGUGUGUGUCUGUGUGUGUGUGUGUGUCUGUGUGCACGAGUGUGUGAAUGUGUGUGUGUGUGUGUGUGUGUGUGUGUGUGUGUUUUUGUUCUCAGAUCGUUCAUGAGCCCUCAGCAGCGUGUAAAUAAACCAGAUUAUCUCGUCUCCUCGUAUAGGGACAUCUCUGUUCGCACACGUGCACAUGCUCACACACACAAACACACACUCGUUUCCACUCUCGCACGCGCACGCACGCACACUUCUCCAUGUUCACCUGGUCCCAAACAUUCACUUCCUCACGCUCGUGCUCUCUUGCGUUCGCAGACUUCCACACGCACACGCACACGCACACGCAACACAUAAACGCACAUCAGGUCUGAUUUCACUAUCCUGUGGGCACACAAGACACGCUCAUGCUGUCAUACACAAAUGUGCACGUGCGCUCUCUCUCACACAGACAGACACACACACACACACACACACACACACACACACACACACAAAGGCACUCGCAUGCAAAUACAUGUUCACUCCCAGACACACUUGCCCACAGUUGCAAACAGACUUGGUCACGCCUGUGACACGGUCACAACCAGUGAUUUCAAACAAACCCACUCUCUCACACACGCUCACAGCCAGUGAUGCGCACACACCCACUCUCUCACUCUCUCUCUCACACGCUCACAUUCCUACUCACUCGUGCUCACUUACUUACACACACUCUCAAACCAGAGCCAGAGCCCCCCCCGCCCCCCCCCGUCACACACACAGACAAACACACAUAAUGUUGCAUUAAGUAGUAAAGUAAUGCAAUAAUGGAUGCCUCUAUAUUCCUAUGCUUUCAUUAAACAUGCUAAUCAUUAAUUUAUCUAAGUCCUGUAGAUAAUGUUUUGAUUAUUUUUAUUAAUUAAAUCCAGUGAUUUUUA